AUGCCUCAUAAUCAUAAACCCUCCGUUGAUGCUAACCUCACGGCGGUGGCAAUUGAUAAAGACAAGAACAGUUCAUCGGCUGUGAAAUGGGCAAUCGAACAUCUCUUGCCCUCAAAUCCUACCAUCAUCCUGAUCCAUGUUAGGAUCAGGCCUUCACAAUCUCAGAGUUUUGGGGGAGAUAUUGGAUUAUGCGAUGCUGAUAUGCAACAGCUUUUCAAGGCGUCUCGAGUUUAUUGUGCUCGUAAAGGGAUAAGAGUGCAAGAAGUAACAUUAGAGGAUACUGAUGUUUCCAGAGCAAUCCUGGACUUCAUCUCAGAGAAUAAUGUUAAGAAUAUUGUUCUUGGUGCUUCCUCAAGGAAUCCAAUUGCAAGGAAGUUUUGGUCUCUUGAUGUGCCAACCAUAGUCAACAAGGCUGCCCCAGAGUUCUGCUCCGUUUAUGUAAUUGCCAAAGGAAAGACACAAUCUUAUCGGCCAGCAGCAAGAUUCUCAUACAGUUCUGUAACUCCACCAAGUUCUGUAACUCCUAAACAACAAUCUCCACGAAAUCAAUCGCCUAAUCGCUAUAAGCCAGGCGAUGUUUCAAGGGAAUCAAGCAAGAGCAUCGACCAAAAGGGCGUGGGAUCUGCAAAGGUGUGGCCAAGGAUUGUUUCUGCAGCUGAAUCCAUGGAAAAUUACGACAUUUCUUUCGUUGCUCCCAAAAACUAUUCUAGCCGUGAUAGCUAUGGUGAAAGUGAUUUCUCUGCAUCACUUCACUUUGGGAGAUCAAUGGAUUCCAAGAAUUCACACACGCUGGAAUCUACCUCCGAUGGAAGCUCUACGUCGUCGUCUUCACUUGAAGAUGAAAUGAACAAACUAAAGCGCGAGCUUCAGCAAACCUUGGACAUGUAUAACUCAGUUUGCAAGGAAGCAGUCUCAGCUCAACAUAAGGCUAGAGAGAUCGAUCAAUGGAAAUCAGACGAAAAUCAGAAGAUAGAGCAAUCCCGGCUUGCUGAAGAAGCAGCUCUUGCACUUGUCGAGAUGGAAAAGGCCAAAAGUAAAGCUGCCAUUGAAGCGGCUGAGAAGGCUCAGAAAUUAGCUGAGAUCGAAGCACGGAGAAGGAAGCAGGCAGAGGAAAAGGCCAAGUACGCUGCAGAAGAAAAGAAUAGAGCACUGACUGUUAUGUCACGAAAUGAUUCGAGGUACAGAAAAUACACCAUUGAGGAAAUAGAGAUAGCCACCAACAAGUUUGCACAGACAUCGAAAAUUGGGGAAGGUGGUUAUGGACCUGUUUACAAAGGUAAACUUGAUCAUACCCCUGUGGCAAUAAAGAUUCUCAGAUCAGAUGCAGCACAAGGGAUGAAACAAUUCCAACAAGAGAUAGAGGUUUUAAGCUGCAUAAGACACCCAAACAUGGUUCUCCUGUUGGGUGCAUGUCCUGAAUAUGGAUGUCUGGUGUAUGAAUUCAUGAACAACGGCAGUUUGGAAGACAGGUUAUUUCGCAAAGGAAACAGUCCACCUAUACCAUGGGCAAUUCGGUUCAGAAUAGCAUCUGAUAUCGCCACGGGGCUUCUUUUUCUUCAUCAGGCGAAACCUGAGCCGCUUGUGCACCGGGAUCUCAAGCCGGCCAACAUUCUCUUAGAUAACAAUUUUGUUUGCAAAAUCAGCGAUGUUGGUUUAGCGCGUUUGGUUCCACCAACGGUGGCUGAUACUGUAACACAAUAUCACAUGACUUCAGCUGCAGGGACAUUUUGUUACAUAGAUCCUGAAUAUCAACAUACGGGUAAAUUAGGGACAAAAUCUGAUAUAUACUCGCUGGGAGUAAUGCUGCUCCAGAUUCUCACCGCAAGGCCUCCAAUGGGACUUACUCAUCACGUCGAGAAAGCCAUAAACAGAGGAACAUUCGGAGAUUUGCUGGAUCCAACAGUGCCUGAUUGGCCUAUUGAAGAGGCUCUUGGCUUAGCGAAACUAGCAAUGCAAUGCGCGGAGCUAAGAAAGAAGGAUAGACCAUCUCUUAGUUCAGUCAUUCUUCCAGAGCUGAAUCGGCUAAAAGAACUCGGUAGGAGCGUUACGGUCAAAUGUGACGAUGAUACAGAAAUUCCGCCGGAGACGACAACCACGACUCCGUCAUCGUCGUCAUCGUCGUCAUCAUCACCGGGUUUGCUCUGCAUAAGCGAAUGUGCAACAUGUCCCGUCAUUUGUUCGCCGCCACCUUCGCCGGCGAACUCAAAACCCCCGCCGUCCCCUUUCCUUCCUCCUUCCCCAUCACUGACUAAGCCGUCGCCGCUGCCUCCAUCGCCGCCAGUUCACUACUACUCACCUUCAUAUCCGUAUCUCCACGCGCCGCCGCCUUCGUUGUUCCCGGAGCCGUUGCCCCCCGUAUCUUCUUCCCCGCCGCCACCUCCAACACCCAAAAAACAACCACCGCCAACGCCGUCUUAUGUUUCAUCGGGAAGUGGCUCACCUCCUCCACCGCGCAUGAUCUACAGCGGCGGAGACGGCAGCGGAGGCGGGAAUGUUCCAUCAAUUCAGCAGGUGCCUCCUGCGAUGGGACAGAGGAAUUACACUUAUCCUUACUACUAUUUCUAUGCUUCAAAUUCGGGGUCACGUUUUAUGUUACCGGGUUCAUCCAUUUUGGUACCUUUGCUGGCUAUUUACGCCUUCUACAUUUCUUAA
Oldenlandia corymbosa var. corymbosa is the source of this 2652-nucleotide messenger RNA. The record is from the annotation of a GenBank genome assembly. NCBI's taxonomy places the organism in Eukaryota, Viridiplantae, Streptophyta, Magnoliopsida, Gentianales, Rubiaceae.